Molecule: messenger RNA, 2432 nt
Organism: Scatophagus argus
Lineage: Eukaryota; Metazoa; Chordata; Actinopteri; Scatophagidae
Product: neuronal pentraxin-1
Exons: 5
Coding region: 351-2135 (594 amino acids)
Source: RefSeq, a predicted model, not a curated record
GUAUACAAAUUACAUUGCAAAAUACAAUACAAUUCAAAACAAGUACAGGUGAUAAUUAUUGUGUGGAGGCUACCCAAACUGCUUUAUAUAAAAAUCUGGUGCUUUGCAGGUUUAGGCAACGUCCAGAAUAAAAUAAAAUCCCUUGUGUGACAAAGAAACUAAAAAACAAAACUGUGAUGUCUAUUUGCUCUUCACAGAUGAGUGGAUACUUUGUGGGUGGAGAUCUUUGUUAUUGUGCUCCCUGAUGCCUGCUCUACAACAACAAAGAAGUCAGCACAACCUUUACUUCAACUGGCAUCACACAUUUUGAAGCAAGGUCAAGCUCUCCAGUCGUGCUGGCUGAAACGUGGAUGGAGAUCAUGAGGAACUCUCAGUCUCUACAUUUGUUUCUUGUUCCCAUUGUCUUUUCUGUACUUUCACUCCUCUUCUGCCCUGCAUCUGCCAGUUCAGGGUCUGACUAUGACUACAGAGCCCACCCCCGCUUUGUUUGCACGCCUAUUCCUGUGGAUGCAGACCCAGCUUGCUUCCCUGCAGGAGCUUCAGGCGUAGGGGCAGCAGGGCCCGGCGCACCAGGCCAUCAAAGUGCACCUCCUGCUGGCUGGUGGGGGGCGAGCGAAGAAGCCAAAGCCACCAUCCUCCACCUCAGGGAGAGCCUCGUCCAGCAGAAAGAGACCAUUCUGGAACAGAGGGAGACCAUUAGAGAGCUGACGGCCAAACUGACCCUCUGCGAGGGCCUCGGACAGGGCGCGGCGCCCCACGAAGAGCGCCACAGCACGGCCUCACGCUCCCAUCACGCAGGGGUGGCCAGUCAUCACGUGCACACUGAUGACGGGCACUAUAGCAACCAGCAGGGUCACCAUGGAAACAGCAACCUCAUACCGGACUCACCCCACUACCCCUCCGCAGGGGGGCAGCGAUCUGAUGGAGGCCACAGCAGCAACAACCAGGGGAAGGAUAAACAUGUGACACCAGGGGACGUCUCAUCAUCACCGGAGCAGAUGGAGAGGAUGCUGCAGGCGCUCAAAGAGAGGCUGGACAACUUGCAGAAGAGGAACACAUCCAUCACCUACUCCAGCUCUCUGAAGGAGCUGCUUCAGAGGAAGAUCAGUGCUCUGGAAGAGCAGCUGCACCAUCGCACUGCUGCCCUCAGCAGCCUGGACCAUCACGGUGAUGACAGCAGCCACAGGGACGACGAAGAACACCACGACAAUGGACACCCAAAUGAGCACAAGGACGACCACAACGACGGUGGUCACAGCGACAGCGGGAACAACACCGACCAUCACGACAACAGCCACGGCGAUGAUCAUCACGAUGGUAGCCAUGACGACCAUGACGGGGGCCACCAUGAUGAUGAUGAUGGUGACCACCACAGUAAUGAAGCCGACGUUCACAGUUACCUUUUGCACACAGGAUACAGAGAACGAGAGCCACACACUGGUUUCCACUCAAAUAAACUGGAGAGCAUGCUCAACCAGCUGCACCUGGCAGGUUCCAGCAGGAAGAAGUCAAAGAGUCCUGAUGCCUUCCAGAUCAGCUUCCCGAUGAGAACCAACUACAUGUAUGGGCGGAUGAAGAGGACUUUGCUGCAAGAAAUCUUCGCUCUGACCUUGUGUCUUUGGAUCAAGGCGGGUGUAGGGCCUGGCCUCGGGACCCCGUUUUCUUACUCAGCACCCGGCCAGGCUAAUGAACUGGUGCUCAUCGAGUGGGGGAACAACCCCAUGGAACUGCUGAUCGAUGACAAGGCUGUGACGCUCCCACUGUCUCUGAGCGAUGGGAAGUGGCACCACGUGUGUCUGACUUGGUCAACACGGGAUGGACAGUGGGAAGCCUACCAGGACGGAGUGCAGAGGGGGUCGGGGAUCAAUCUUUCCCCUUGGCACCCAAUCAAACCCGGAGGAGUCUUCAUCCUGGGACAGGAGCAGGACACUCUGGGAGGUCGUUUUGAUGCCACUCAGUCAUUCGUUGGCGAGAUGUCGGAUGUGCACAUGUGGUCACAUGUCCUGACAGCCAGCGACAUCUACAGCCUGGCCUCCUGCGGCAGUCACCUCAGAGGAGACGUCAUCGCUUGGUCCGACACGGAGGUGGAGCUUCAUGGAGGCGUCUCCAGAUACCCCUUUGAUCCCUGUCACUGAACGACAGUAACACCAGUGAAGAACCUGGAGAUAUCUUGGAACGCACUAAGAACAUUUAUCACAUGUCAGCGGUGCAAGAAUAAAACAAAAUUCCAUUUGAUUUUCAGUUAUUUUUCAGGAUGAUCACUCAGUGGGACAUCUCCUACAAACUCAGCAUCAAUGCCUUUCUUUGAACUUAAUCAGUGACUUUUUCUUAAAAAAGAAAAGUAAGCUUAAUCUGUGUUUACAGAUACUGUAUAGGGACUUAGGCUUCAGCCUCCACUGUAAUCAUGCGCUAGUGUUUUAUUUUAAACAGAA